ACCUAAGUGUCAAAUUAUAUAGUACGAGCUUUAACAAUAUUUUUUCGAAUAUAUUAUUAUUUUUAAAUAAGCAUGGCAGCCCGUGAAGCAGCUCGCGUUGCGAGUAAACAAGUUCGGCCUUUGCUUUCGGUCGAUAGAGCAGAGGCAAGGCAGCGAGUUCUAAACUUAUAUAAGGCCUGGCACAGAUACAUUCCCUACAUGGUUAUGGAUUAUCACAUACCAAAGAAUGUUGAGCAGUGCCGAGACAAAUUGAGAGAAGAAUUCGAAAAAAACAAGCAUCUUACUGACAUACGAAUUAUCGAUAUGCUCGUGAUAAAGGGUCAGAUGGAAUUGCAAGAAACUGCAAAAAUAUGGAAACAAAAAGGACAUGUCAUGAGAUAUUGGAAAGAAACAUAUGAACCAAAACCAAAAGAUUUCUUAUCAAAAUUCAUUGAAGGACAAGAUUAAAAAUGAUGUUUUUAUAGUAUAUAUGUCCUAGCAAUGUGUACAUAAUAAUAGAAUAAAGGAUAGUCU
Molecule: messenger RNA, 513 nt
Organism: Ctenocephalides felis (cat flea)
Lineage: Eukaryota; Metazoa; Arthropoda; Insecta; Siphonaptera; Pulicidae
Product: NADH dehydrogenase [ubiquinone] 1 alpha subcomplex subunit 6-like
Exons: 3
Coding region: 73-447 (124 amino acids)
Biological process (GO): response to oxidative stress
Source: RefSeq, a predicted model, not a curated record